Messenger RNA from Hirsutella rhossiliensis, 771 nucleotides. RefSeq names its product ribosomal s3Ae family domain-containing protein. NCBI's taxonomy places the organism in Eukaryota, Fungi, Ascomycota, Sordariomycetes, Hypocreales, Ophiocordycipitaceae. Gene Ontology annotation, molecular function: structural constituent of ribosome. The record is from RefSeq and is a predicted model, not a curated record. The coding region runs from base 1 to 771 and encodes 256 amino acids. Gene Ontology annotation, biological process: translation. Gene Ontology annotation, cellular component: ribosome; cytosol. The transcript is spliced from 5 exons.
AUGGCGGUUGGAAAGAACAAGAGACUCUCCAAGGGGAAGAAAGGUCUGAAGAAGAAGACGGUCGAUCCCUUCACGCGCAAGGAUUGGUACUCGAUCAAAGCACCAAGUCCUUUCAACGUCAGAGAUGUCGGCAAGACUCUGGUCAACCGUACGACGGGCCUGAAGAAUGCCAACGACGCCCUGAAGGGCCGUAUCGUAGAGGUAUCUUUGGCCGACCUUCAGAAGGACGAGGAUCACGCGUUCCGCAAAGUGCGUCUCCGCGUCGACGAGGUCCAGGGCAAGAACUGCCUUACCAACUUUCACGGCCUGGACUUCACCUCGGACAAGCUGCGCUCUCUAGUGCGCAAGUGGCAGACUCUGAUCGAGGCCAAUGUCACCGUCAAGACGACAGAUGACUACCUCAUUCGCCUCUUCGCCAUCGCCUUCACUAAGCGCCGCCCGAACCAAAUCAAAAAGACCACAUAUGCUGCCUCGUCGCAAAUCCGAGCCAUUCGACGCAAGAUGACCGACAUCAUCCAACGCGAAGCGUCCAGCUGCACCCUCACGCAGCUUACCUCCAAGCUCAUUCCUGAGGUCAUUGGCCGCGAGAUCGAAAAAGCAACUCAUGGCAUCUAUCCGCUGCAGAACGUCCACAUCCGCAAGGUCAAACUUCUCAAGGCCCCCAAGUUCGAUCUGGGUGCAUUGAUGGCGCUCCACGGAGAGUCAGGUACAGAUGACCAGGGCCAGAAGGUGGAGCGAGAGUUCAAGGAGCGCGUUCUGGAAGAGGUGUAG